Sitodiplosis mosellana (orange wheat blossom midge) is the source of this 7386-nucleotide messenger RNA. It is a transcript of the gene Usp32, whose product is annotated as ubiquitin carboxyl-terminal hydrolase 32. The record is from RefSeq and is a predicted model, not a curated record. Gene Ontology annotation, biological process: protein deubiquitination. Gene Ontology annotation, cellular component: Golgi apparatus. Lineage: Eukaryota; Metazoa; Arthropoda; Insecta; Diptera; Cecidomyiidae. The transcript has 15 exons. Bases 1509 to 6941 code for a protein of 1810 amino acids. Gene Ontology annotation, molecular function: cysteine-type deubiquitinase activity; calcium ion binding.
GUCAAAUCAACAAUGAAAACAAGAAUAACAUUACAAACUCUCUGGAUCAUUUGCACAACAAACACACUUGAUUCCAUUCACAGCAAUCAGUCAGUGUUGAAACGUCAUUUUAUCACUAAGCAAUAAUUCGUCGCAAAGACAAAUACAGUGCAAAAAAAGACACAGAGAAAAAAAGUGACUCAAAUGUGAAGAGAAGAAAAAAGAAAUGAUAAAGCAUUUGGUAUUGUGUUCGGAUUUAUGUGAAUGAUUAUUUUGUAAGUGGAAAUUUGAAUGAAAUUUUAUGAAAUGUGAGUGGAAAAUUGUGUAUGAUUUUUAGUUUUUAAGUAAAACAAGUGCCUAAUUGAACAAAACACACAUACGAAAGAAGAAGAAAAAAACAACAACAAAGACUUGACGAUGUACAAUUUUUUUUUGGUCGUGAAUUUAUUCGGUAGUUUCGAUUAGUAGAAAAAAAAUACAUGUUUGCACUGUGAAAAAAACUAUCUAACACAGGACCAAUACAUUGUUUGGUGUCACAUUAAGUGAAUAAAUGCAAUAAACUGGUGAGGUUUUCUAAGUGAAAAAUGUAGUAAGAGAAGAAGAAGAAAAAGAAAUAGGCGACCUCGACGGCGACAACGGCAACACGAAAGAAGAAAGAAAAAAUAGAACAAAUAUCACGAGAUAAAGAAACCAGCGAACGCGCAAAAUAAGCACACGUACAUAGAAAAAGUUUUUUUUUACUUCAAGCAAACACAUGUCAGUGAACGAUUUGGUGAUAGACGAAGCAGAAGCGACCGCAGCCGCAGCAAAUGUGUGCAAAAAUUAUUCCAUUUCAUUGUUGUUAUUUUAAUUUUGCCAUUUUUUGGGCGUUUGUGUCACCACCGUGUUUCUCUUAGAAAAAAUAAAACACCGAACAAUUCACGUAAUACCUUGAAUGUUUUGUGAAAUACCACAUUGACUGCCGUUCGAUUUAUGUACAUAUAUAUUAUGCUUCGUUUAUGUUGUUGUGGUCCGUUUUUUUUUCUUUUCGCUGCGAGACUUGCAUGAAAUCGCAAUGUAACAAGAAACGAUAAUCGUAAUAAUAAUAAUAAGCAACAAAAGGGAACAAGUAGCGAAUCAAGUGAAAAGAAAGCAAAAAAAAAUGUUGAAGAAUUUUUUAAUGAUGCAUGUUUUCUGAGUAUGUGGGCUAAAGUGCAAGUUUAAAUAUGAAAUGGUGGAAAUUUUGAAUGAACCCCAGCACACGGAAAAAAGUGAAAAAGGAAAUGCAAUUUUAUUUUAGCCCUAUUACGACGGUGCACACAAACAAUUUGCACGAAUCAAAAGUGUAUCAAUAAUUUUAGUUGGAAAGAGAGUGAGAGAAAAAAAAGUAGAAAAUGUUAGCUGAACUGCAAAUUGAGUGGAAAAGCCCAAUUUCGACUUAUGUAUUUCUACAUUGAAAAUUUAUUAUCCGCAUCUUAGUGUGUUUUGGUGGCGCCGUCAAAGAAAAUCGAAAUAGAAAGAACAGAAAACAUAGGAAUUUUGUCAACAAUAUGGGUGCAAAAGACUCAAAACCGUCGUGUAUAAGCUAUGAGGAUGCGAUAAAACGCGUUAAUGAAAAUGAGCUGCGACGCAUCAAAGAGGCAUUCAAACGAUCGGCUGGAUCGAAUGGCACAACACUCAGCAAAAAUGCAUUUCUACAAGAUGUUCUAUCCGAAGGUAUUCCAACUGUGUUAGCCGACUGGUUGUACAGCGCUUGCGGUGGCACACAAAAGGGUAUCGCAUUCAAAGAGCUUCUCUGCGGUCUGGUACUGCUAACACGCGGUUUAACCGAUGAAAAAAUCAAAUUUCUAUGGAAUGUUUAUUGUAAUGAUUCCGGAACACACAUUCACAAGCAAGAGUUUGCGAAAGCAUUGCAAAUUGAGGAAACGUAUCAACAGUCAGGGCCGGGCAAUGCCAAUAGACCAACAAUCACCGAACUACAAACCAAAUCACAAAGCGUUUUACUGUCACUAUUUGGCCAUUCCGAUCGUGUAAACUUUGAACAGUUCAAACAAUGGAUUAUCAAACAUGAACGUGCCACAGUGCUGUCGCGAUGGCUUCUGUUGGAGUCAUGCGUGAAUUUAAGCACAGAAUUGGAAACACCAACAUUCUACCAGAGUUUAGCCGGCGUUACUCAUCUGGAAGAACAGGAUAUUGGUGACUUGGAAAAAACAUUCUGGUCAUUAAAAGGAUUAGCUAAAACCGGGCAAUUGGAUUUGGAGUCAUUAGCACCAUUGAUAAGCCCACCGGUACCGUUGUCAGCGUUAAACGGUGUUUUUUCGGCCUUUGAUGAAAAUCGCGAUGGGCACAUAGAUUUUAAGGAAUUAUGCUGUGGCGUAAGCGCUGCAUGCCGUGGGCCAAAUGUAGAAAGAAGCAAAUUUUGCUUCAAAGUGUUCGAUAUUGAUCGAGACGGUGUGUUGAAUGUACAGGAAAUAUCCGAAAUGAUCAAUAUUUUAUUGUUUGUCGCCAAAGAAAGUUCGAAUUCCACACAAAUGAAGAAUAUGACGUAUGUUCAAGUGUUUGAAGAAUUACGCGAACGAGCCAAUGUUAACAAGACGCUAACAAAAGUAACGGAUGCCGUUGUUAUUAACAAUGCCGAUGCCAAAGAUUUUACAUUUUCAUUGGAAGAUUUUAUGAUGUGGAGUGUACAAAGUCCAUCAAACUUAUUGCAACCAUUUAUGGAUUUAUUAUUCGAUGUUUGCCAUGUUGUGCUCGGUCUGAGGCCGCAAUGCCGUCACCUGGAAAACAAUAUAGUAAAAGGAUGGUUGGCUCGUGAGGUUCGUCGUGGCUAUAAAGUGGGCCAAUUCUGGUAUUUGAUAUCAGCUGAUUGGUGGCAAAACUGGUCACAGUACACGCAAUCAAUAUCAUCAACAGUGCCAUGUGGAUAUUGUAAAUCCGCCUCAACAUAUUCAGCGAGUCGUCAUUCUAGCUCUGGAAUGGGCCGAAAUAGUUUGGAUGAAGCGGUUGUCUGUGACGAAAGCUUUACAUCGAACUCCACCGAGUCAAUGGGUGAUUUAUUAUUUACCGGUGAUUCAGCAAGCCUAGGUUCGGGAAGUAGUGGAAUUUCGGUUAGUGGCCGAAAUGGUGUUAUGCAUCCCGGUCCAAUUGAUAAUUCAAGCUUAGUCGAUCAACCCAUUUACAAGAAUAUUCGAACACUGACCGGUGAAGGAGGUCGAUUAAAACGAAACAACAUACUGUCCGAGCAUCGUGAAUAUGAAUUAGUGCCAGAUUCAUUGUGGAAAGCACUUUCACAGUGGUAUCGAUGUACGCUGCCGUUGCCGCGUCAAGUGAUUCAAGUGCAUCCAUCAAUGCCAGUUGAAUUGGAGCUGUAUCCAUUGAAUCUGCGCAUUUUAAAGCAUCAAUCAAAUCCACCAGUCGCUCAAACGGUUUCAUCAUGGGGUGCUGUAGCGGGCGGUUACGGGGCAGUUACAUCGGGUGGAAACUAUACUAGCAAUGCUGUGCCAUCAGUUCUUCAGCCGCCAAAACGCUAUUUAGCAAAUACAGCCGCUUUCAGUCGUUUGGCCACUGUGAAACAGGUCGGCGAAUUUCUGUGCCAACAUUUGAAGUUGAAAAUGGAGGAUGUACGCUUGUGGCAUGUUUUCAAUAUGGAAGAUAAUGCUUGCUUGUUGGAAGAUGAUUAUAUAACGCUACAAGACUUGGCAAUUCGUGAUAAUGAUCAAAUUCUCUUGGAAGUUCGAAGUAAAGACCUGACAUGGCCCGAAGAGCUGGGUUCAUUGACCAUGUCGCAAUCGCAACACGCGGCCCAUGAACGACGUGCCACAAUUAUUUCCGUUCAAUCGGUACAUGCACCCGGUGCAACUGGAUUACACAAUUUGGGUAAUACGUGUUUCAUGAAUUCAGCAUUACAAGUGCUAUUCAACACGCAACCAUUGGCCCAGUAUUUCCUGCAAAACAUGCACAUGUAUGAGUUGAACACAAUGAAUAAAUUGGGCACAAAAGGACAACUCGCACUGCGAUAUGCUGAAUUACUCAAAGAAGUGUGGACUGCAUCAACGCGUUCAGUGGCACCGUUGAAAUUGCGAUUCUGCAUGACAAAGCACGCUCCGCAGUUUGCUGGCGGCGGACAACAUGAUUCACAGGAACUCUUGGAAUGGAUGCUGGAUGGCUUGCACGAGGACUUGAAUCGUGUGAUGGAGAAACCAUACUCAGAGCUGAAAGAUUCCAAUGGUCGGGCCGACUGUGAGGUAGCAGCUGAAGCAUGGGCCCAACAUCAUGCACGAAAUCAAAGUAUUGUCAUCGAUUUAUUCUACGGCCAAUUGAAAUCAAAAGUUAGCUGCUUGACCUGUGGCCACGACUCGGUUCGUUUUGAUCCGUUCAGUUUGCUCAGUUUGCCGCUGCCCGUCGAGAAUUAUACGUAUUGUGAAGUUCUUGUGAUUCGACUCGAUGGAUCUGUGCCAAUCAAAUAUGGACUUCGUUUAAACUCCGAAUCCAAAUACGCCGAUUUCAAAGUGGAACUGUCCAAAUUGUGUCAAUUGGAUGCAAAGUUGAUGCUAGUGUGUGAGUUGUCGAAUUCACAGAUUCGUUGUUCACUAUCCGAUACGCAAAAGCUCAAAGUAACAACCGCAACCGAACUGUUUGUGUAUGAAAUACCAAAAGGUGAUUUCUGGAAGCCACGCGUCAACACCGAGCAAAUCUUGAACAUUGGCCAAGGACUCAAGGAUAUUCAACGAAAUCAAGCCCUUCAAUCACUGUCAACGGAUAAUCAAUUAACGCAUACAUCAAUUUCGUCGACCACAUCCGAUGACAUUCAAUUGAUUGCAUCGAAUGAUUUGAAUGCUCAAAAGAUGGCACCGUACGAUGCAAAUGCGGUUGCGGUGACCAGUCGAACAUCGAAGGUAAGCCGGUGCUUUGGAAACACUCUCUGCAUGCCACAGAAUCUGUUGUGCUUUAAGCAUAGUGGACACGCUGACUUAAGUACAAGCCCCGAUACGACAUUUACGCAUGCAACGUACUCAUGCCAUCGCAAAUUGAGUACGGUCACGAACCUACUGCCCGAAUUCAAUUCAGCUGGAAGUAGUUUGGAUGAAAUGAAUGGUGGCGGCGGCGGUCAUAGCCAUGGCCAUGGUGGCAUCAACAAUGCUGAAAGACCAGUUGAUGAAGCCGUUGAUAAUAAUGAGAAGGAUAUGAAGGCAACUAGAACUCAAGCAAAAUGUGAUAGUCAAAGUCAACGAGACACAAAAGCGUUGGCAACAAAACAGGAUUCAUUAGGUCAUACGGAGAAUAAUCGCAAUAAUAUAAAACUGAGUAAUGCGGAUAAUACGAAUAGAAAAGCGGGCGGCUUUUUAAUUGCUGUGCAUAGGAAAUUAAGUCGACAAGAUACGUAUUUCUUAUCGUAUCACAAGACUCGACCAAGUCUAUUUGGUGUACCAUUACUUAUCCCAUGCUAUGAAGACGGAUCGAAUAAAGAUCUGUAUUGUGCGGUUUGGGUACAAGUAGCCCGAUUGCUUAGCCCACUGCCGUCAACACCACCCGAUCAAGCUAACCAUGCUACGGAUUGUGAUGACAGUUUGGGCUAUGAAUUUCCCUUCAUACUGAGAGCCGUAAGCGAUGGCGGUCGAUUCUGUGCAUUGUGUCCAUGGUCGAAAUUCUGUCGUGGUUGUGAAAUUCAAUGCAACGAUCUACCGCUCUUUGAAGGAAUGUUUCCUUCAUCAAAUACUCCCUCGCCGAUGUUGGACAAAAAUCAAUUGGCGACACAAUACCACGUAAAACCGAAUCAUAUAUUUGGCGAUGGACUCAAUCCGGGAUCAAUACAAAUUGCAAUCGAUUGGGACCCAACUGCAUUACAUUUACGCUAUCAAAGCACACGAGAACGAAUUUGGACGGAGCAUGAAUCAGUGGAUAUUUGCAGGAAGCAGCAAACCGAACCAGUCGAUCUGGAUCAUUGUCUGCGAGCAUUUACGACGGAGGAGAAACUAGAAGAACACUAUCACUGCAGUCAUUGUAAGGGCAGACAGCCGGCAACGAAGAAGCUACAAAUCUGGAAAUUGCCGCCAAUUUUGAUUGUGCACUUGAAGCGAUUCAAUUUUGUCAACAACAAAUGGGUGAAAUCGCAGAAAGUGGUAAAUUUCCCGUUCAAGAAUUUCGAUCCAACGCCAUACCUAGCAUCAGUACCACAAGAGACUAUACUACGUCACAAGGAGCUUAUUGAACAUAGCCAUACCGGAUUAACAAAUGGAUUUUCAAACAGUAACAGCAAUAUCGAUGUCGAUAGUUCACUCAGUGAGAUGACACCGGAACACUCGAUCAUGUCGUACAGUAUUAAGGAGGUCGAUACACUCGAUGUUGAAAGUACUGCCGCCGAUUUGAAUAGCGAAACAAUCAACGAUAUCACCGCCAAACCGGAUGAAAUACAAAUUCUGAAUGAUGGUCGGGCCGAGACAAACGCAAGCAACACUAAAACGAACAAGCUCAACACUCAACCGGAUGUCAAAGUCGACCAAAGUCCGAGCACAAAAAUGUCAUCAACCACACAUUCGUCGAGGCGUUCCACAUCGAAUAAUGCCGCAAUCAAAAUGCGAAAACGUCUUGUAUCGACGAGCCUAACCAAGUCACCAGUCAUUGAUGGUGCUUUCGUGGACUAUCAUCAGCAUAAUCUAGACAACGGCCAAGAUCCAUUCGAUUUGAAGUAUAAACUCUAUGCAGUUGUGUCACAUUCCGGAAUGCUUAAUGGUGGUCAUUACAUUUCAUACGCUUCAAAUCCAAAUAACUCAUGGUAUUGUUACAAUGACAGUUCGUGUCGUGAAAUAUCACAGCAACAGCCAAAUAUUGAUCCUAGUUCCGCCUAUUUACUAUUUUAUGAGCGUCAAGGAUUGAAUUAUUCGCCGUAUUUGCCAAACGUUGACGAUAAAAUGGUACCAAUCAAUAGUGCCCUUGAAUUCGAUGACAGCGAUAAUGAUUUACGAAAAAUGUGCGUCAUAUCGUAAAGGAUUGUAGUUUGGAUUUCGUUCACUUUUUUCAUUUCCAACCGAUUUUUCUUUUGUAUUUUUUGCGCGAUGCGAAUGAACCAUUUGCCUUAGCCGGGCUCAGACCAAGUGACAUCAAACAAGCUAUUUUCUGUUUGCCAUGAAUUAUUGUAAAUUCUCAAUAUUUAUGAACCGAAUUCAAAAUACUUCGAACAAAAAGAAACAAUCUUAACCGAAAAAACAUUUAUUCGAAUCGUAAGGAAAUAAUUCGAAACAGAAAAAAGAAACCGUUUUUUUUCCGCUUAAUUUUUCACCCCAAAAAAUCUCAUUUUGAGGCGAUGAUGAACAAUUUUAUUGAAGAAGAAGAAGAAAAACAACUCACACGUAACGUUCAAAAACAAAAUACUUCUUGUUUAUUAUAAAAAGUAAAUUUACAAAUAAAAAGAACUAUUGUUUCACUGAAAAA